This is a messenger RNA of Tigriopus californicus, 1047 nucleotides long. RefSeq lists its product as uncharacterized. Bases 1 to 1047 code for a protein of 348 amino acids. The record is from RefSeq and is a predicted model, not a curated record. Gene Ontology annotation, molecular function: nucleic acid binding. The transcript is spliced from 3 exons. Lineage: Eukaryota; Metazoa; Arthropoda; Copepoda; Harpacticoida; Harpacticidae. Gene Ontology annotation, biological process: DNA integration.
AUGCCUUUCACUGUGAUCACCAAUCACAAGCUUCUUCUAGGCAUUUUCAAGCGAUCCAAUCUGUCCUCCAUGGACAAUCCACUUCCUCAGCGGAUUCUAAUCAAGCUGUUUGGCUCCACAGAAAUGUGGCUGGCCGCCAUUCAGAUCUAUUUCACUUUGUCUUCCAAUUCAGCUCUUGAUACAUUAUCUAAAAAUGCUACGGAUGACAUCAAUUAUCAGGCUGUGGUUUCAACACUUCUCUCUGGCCAGUCACCCAAAUCCUUACCUCAAAGUCACACAUCCAAAUUCCUUUCCAAACAAUGGGGUGAUUUAUCUUUCGUCAAGGACACGGGCCUCCUCAUUCUCCGAGGCCACCGGAUCGUUUUUCCGGCCAAGUCCCGUUUGGACGUUUUGUCUAGUCUCCUAACCUCUCACCCAGGCAUUCGUGGUACCUGCGCGUUAGCCCGUAGCAUUUACUUCUGGCCCCGCAUGUACAACAAUAUUGAACAGGUGGUUAGCUCAGGUUCUACAUGUCAACUACGUCUUUCGAGUCAACAACAUGAACCCCUGGUCCAUUCCACGUCCUCCCGACCAUUUGAGGCCAUUUCCGUGGAUAUCUUUGAGAGUACCAGUGCGCACACGCACUACCUCAUCAUGGCCCAUCGGUUCUUGGGAUGGCUCUGCAUCGCCCGCUUGUCCUGGAUGGACACAAAGACCGUCACAGACAUCCUGCGGGAUUGGUUUGUGGAUUACGUGAUUCCCCAAUUCAUUUGCUACGACGGAGGACCCCAAUUUCGUUCGGACUUCCAAGAUUUCUGCCGUGAUAUACACAUUACUCAUCAAUUAUCCUCCACCUAUCAUCCAGCCUCAAAUGGUCACGCCGAAUCCACGGUCAAAUCCAUGAAGAUGCUGCUCCAAAAACACACCGAUUGUAUCAUUGGUGGGAUUCCAUUCAAGCCCCAAAGUGGAUGCUCCGCCUUUGUGGGCCUCAAGCACCUCCUUCCUAUUGGAAGCGAACUUAUGGGCUUGAAAGCCACCCAAAGCGAAAAGAUCCACUACUUCUUUUAA